UCUUUGAAAGCAGCAUUACUUCCACUGACUUGUUGCUCAACGGAAGAAACGCCCCCUCCUGCCGCUCACCUCUCCCCGUGUAUUUGAGCUGCAGCUCGGCCACAGCUCUCUCACACUGCUCGCCUGCUUGGACUUGGACAUGGCUGCAAACAGGGUGAUCGUAUACGGAGGGAGAGGAGCUCUGGGCUCCAAGUGUGUCCAGCAUUUCAAGUCCAAUGGCUGGUGGGUUGCCAGCAUCGACAUGGCUGCAAACGAGGAGGCGAACGAAAACGUGAUAGUGAAGAUGAGCGAGUCUUUCACGGAGCAGGCCGGACAGGUGACAGCAGAUGUGGCUCAGUUGCUGGGGGAACAGAAAGUGGAUGCCAUCUUGUGUGUGGCAGGAGGAUGGGCGGGAGGAAGCUGUAGCUCCAAAGAUUUAUUUAAAAACACAGAUAUGAUGUGGAAGCAGAGCGUGUGGACCUCCACUAUCUCCAGCCGCCUCGCCGCUCUGCAUCUCAAACCAGGAGGGCUGUUGACUUUGGCCGGAGCUAAAGCAGCUCAGUCAGGCACCGGAGGGAUGGUGGGAUACGGCAUGGCCAAAGCUGCAGUCCACCAGCUGUGUCAGAGUCUUGCAGCAAAGAACAGUGGGAUGCCAUCAGAAGCUGCUGCUGUGGCCAUACUACCGGUUACCUUGGAUACGCCGAUGAACAGGAAGUUCAUGCCUGACGCAGAUUUCGGCUCCUGGACGCCGCUGGAGUUCAUUGCAGAAAUGUUCUUUAACUGGGCCACAGGAGCGAACCGGCCAGCUUCAGGUAGCCUGAUGCAGCUGCUGACCUCCGGAGGGGAAACCCAGGCUGUGCCAGCUGAGUAGAGGACAGAGAGGAGCUGUGGAGACGGUGAUGUGGAGUUUGGUGGGGGAGGGAGAGAUGGAUGGAAGCGGAGCGAGGGAGAGAUGAGAGGUAGAACCCCAAAGAUAAACAGUUAGAAAGAGGAGGAGGAGGAGGAGGAGGAGGAGGAGGAGGAGGAGGAGUAAAGAGUGAUGAAGAGGGUUGCAGGUGCAGAGGUGAGGAGGAGAUGGUGACGAAGAAGAGCUGAGUAAAAUAAGAAGGUGGGAGGUGGGUUUGUUUUUGUUUUUUUUACUAAGGAGGAGGGGCUGUCCAAACAAACGCAGCCCCACAGCGCCAUCUAGCGGAGAGUCACAGUACUUAUGCCAAAAGUCAAUCAGACCAUCUAAAACCUCCAGAAAUGACCAGUUUGUAGCACAUUUGAAGUCAUUCAUCGCUCCUGAACAACAAUUUAAAGAUGUAUUCAAAUCUAUUCCUCCAAAGAUCAGUGGAAUAAUUUAAAUUUGAAACCUUUGAGAUCAAACUGUGUAUGAAUUCCCUUUUCUGGUGGUCACUGAUAAAGGUCAAUAUGAAAUGUUUACUGUAUCGUUGGAAUUAUGUCAUGGAAGUGUUAUUACAAUCAUCAUUAUGUAAAAUUAAUGAAAUACUGUCCUACCAUUUCCCAUAUUUCCCUCUAUAAGGACACUGUAGCUUCAUUACAAUCAUUCAGUCAUCUUCAGUGUUGUCUCCAGCUUUCUGUCAGUGAUCUGUAGAGAUUUAAUUUUAGACUGUGUAUCGUCCCUGAACGUUCCUCUACCACUGUGGGUUCACAAAGUCAAAGAAAGCCGCUGUCAUUUCUCACACGGACAAUACGCUCUAAAGUGAAGUGGCCUUAUUUUAUGUGUGUCACUGUCCAGUCAAAGUGUCCUUGUUGUCCGCUGUGUGCAGAAGGUGCUCUGUUCCCUUUGUCAGUUUUAUAAGUUGUGUAAUGAAACUGUGUCCAGUUCACAAUAAAAAGAGUCAUAAUAAUGGA
This is a messenger RNA of Notolabrus celidotus (New Zealand spotty), 1836 nucleotides long. RefSeq names its product quinoid dihydropteridine reductase a (gene qdpra). Gene Ontology annotation, cellular component: cytoplasm. The transcript has 7 exons. NCBI's taxonomy places the organism in Eukaryota, Metazoa, Chordata, Actinopteri, Labriformes, Labridae. Gene Ontology annotation, molecular function: 6,7-dihydropteridine reductase activity; NADPH binding; NADH binding. Bases 140 to 850 code for a protein of 236 amino acids. The record is from RefSeq and is a predicted model, not a curated record. Gene Ontology annotation, biological process: L-phenylalanine catabolic process; tetrahydrobiopterin biosynthetic process.